Messenger RNA from Coregonus sp. 'balchen', 10674 nucleotides. NCBI's taxonomy places the organism in Eukaryota, Metazoa, Chordata, Actinopteri, Salmoniformes, Salmonidae. The record is from the annotation of a GenBank genome assembly.
AUGAGGGCUAAAGGAGCAGAGAUGCCGGGGAAGGACUGUGUCAAAGUGGCCGUACGCGUCAGACCCUUCAACAAGGUCAGUUGUGGACAGAUCUGGGAUGUUUUUAGUUGUUGUUGGGUUUAGUAUUUCUCUCCUACUAAUUUUUCAAGGACAUGAUCCAUCAUCAGAUUAUGUCAUGCUAUUAUGCCAAUCUGCACUGUGUUUUGUGUACUAUGUGGUCCUCCACCAAUACUAUACCUGCUGCACUGGUGUGUCCCCUCCCCCGUCUCUCCCGUCCCCAGAGAGAGAGGGACGCGGGCAGCCACUGCAUAAUCUCUAUGGCCUCCAGCACCAUCACCAUCCAGGACCCUCGUAACAGCCAGAGCCCACGCUCCUUCUGCUUUGACUACGCCUACUGGUCCCACAGCGGCUUCACCAGAGACCGCUCUGGCCUGUAUGUACCUGAGGAGCCCGGAGGACGAUACGCUGACCAGGUGAGGAGGGCGGAGGUGGAGAGGGGGAGAAGAGGAGAAGAGUCUUCUCUUGUCUGUACCUACCUGAGGAGCCCGGAGGAUGACACUCUGAGGAGGGCAGGGCAGUAACUCUGUCUAUUCACCCUCAGGGCAGUAACUCUGUCUGUCUCCCUCAGGGCAGUAACACUGUCUGUCCCCUCAGGGUAGUGUGUUCCAGGACCUGGGGGAGGGGAUUCUGGAGAAUGCCCUUCAAGGUUAUAACGCCACCCUGCUAGCCUACGGGCAGACUGGCUCAGGGAAGAGCUACUCCAUGGUCGGGUACGGACCCAACAAGGGCCUGGUGCCCACCCUCUGUGACAGACUGUUUCAGGCCAUCAGGGCCAACCAGGACAGCCGACAGUGCCAGGUGUGUAGGUCUGAAAUGUGACUUCUGUAAUGUAUAUAUAUAUUUUUUUGAAUAAAAUAACAUAUCUUUCCAAAUAAUCAUAAAAAAUGGACAGCAUACAGUACAUAUAGACAUACUGCACCAAUAGACAAACACAACACAGGAUAAUUACAAAAACAAAACAAGAAGACAAAAGCAAAUAUCACAGCCAGAAAUAAUGUUCGAUUUUAAUAAUUUUCAAUGGGCUCCUCUGUUCCCCAAGGUCUUUUUCAGCAUGUUGGAAAUCUACAAUGAACAGGUAAGUCUGGGCAUGUCUCUGUCAUGCCUGUUGAAAACUCUGAGUAUUUGACAUAUACAGUACAGUUCACAGUUGACCUGUCCAGUUUUUGACCCCAAGCCCCUGCCCCCCUCCCCCUCCAGGUGGUUGACCUGUUGUCACGGGGGUCUCGGUCUCCGGGGGGACUGCGUGUCCGAGAGGAGCAGCAGAGAGGCUUCUAUGUGGAGGGGCUUCGCAGGGUCCCCUGUGACAGCGCCCCACAGGUGCAACAGUUCAGUAAGAAAGUUACAGACGCACAAAUAUCAUACCCCGCCUAUAAAAGCUAACCUCUCCUGUUAUUGUAAUGGUGAGAGGAUAGCAUGUCUUGGGGGUAUGAUAUUUCUGCGUCUGUAACUUUUUCACUCAUCAUUAUUCACGAUUCAUUCAGGAUUAUCCGUAAUCAUGGUAGCGUUCACAUUAAUGUAGAAGUGUUUAGAAACAUAUUCUAUUCUUAUUUACAAUAAAAGUGAAUCCAAAAAGACACAAUACAUGAUUUACCAUUCAUUUCUAUUGGGCACAAAAUGAUCUGAACUACAACCAAAACAAACAGCAAAUGCAUCCAACAAAUUUGUAGAGUCACAAGCUUGAUGUAGUCAUUGCAUGCUAGGAAUAUGGGACCAAAUACUUAACUUUUUACUACUUUAAUACACAUAUAAGUGAAUUUGUCCCAAAACCUUUGGUCCUGUAAAAUGGGGGACUAGGUACAAAAAGUGCUGUAAUUUAACGGUUCACCCGAUAUGGAUGAGAAUACCCUCAACUUAAAGCUGACAGUCUGCACUUUAACCUCAUAGUCAUUGUAUAAUUUCAAUGUCACUGUCCCAAUACUUUUGGAGCUCACUGUAAAUGUAUCAAUAAAAAUAAUUUUUUCCCCUCAAAAAAGCUAGUUGAUUUAUUCCUACAUAUUUGGUAGGUGGAGCAGCUGAUGGAGCAGGGGACGAGGAUACGCACCACGGCCACCACACACAUGAACGCCAACAGCAGCCGCUCACACAUGCUCAUCAUCUUCCAGCUCAAACAGGUGAGUCACAUUUCCCAGUCAACCCCUAAUCCAGGGCUGCCCAACCCUCUUCCUGGAGAUCUACCGUCCUGUGGGUUUUCAGUCCAACCCUAAUUUAACACACCUGAUUCUACUUAUUAGCUUCUCAACAAGACCUUAACUAGCUGAAUCAGAUAUGCUAAAUAUACAUCAUGUGUACAUCUGUCCAAUCCUUUCAUAUCAGUGGAGGCUGCUGAGGGGAGGACAGCUCAUAAUAAUGUCUGGAACAGAGCAAAUGGAAUGGCAUCAUUCCACUCAUUCCGCUCUAGCCAUUACAACGAGCCCAUCCUCCCAAAUUAAGGUGCCACCAACCUCCUGUGUUUCAGAUGUACACAGGUGGCAAGGGGGGUAGGGGCGAAAGGGGUUGAUUUGGGUGUUAGAUAUGGCCCUUGGUGUUCUUAUUGUAUCUCUGACCCUCUCCUGUCCCCCUGCAGAUCUUCUCUAAGGAGAGCAUCACCAAGCAGUCUAACAUCAACCUGGUGGACCUGGCAGGCAGCGAGAGACAGCGGGUGUCAGGCUCCGAGGCCGACCGGCUCAAAGAGGGCACAGCCAUCAACCUCAGCCUCACCACCCUGGGCAACGUCAUCAGGUCUGGGAGAGAUCUGCCCUCCACACCAACAUGUCACCAAAAACUAAGCGGCCCUUUCUAUAUUCAUAUUUUUUCUGUCCGAUUAUAUUUUCGCCAGCUCUGCUUUUUGUAUUCCUAUUUGAUACUCUCUUCUUCCUCUUCUCUCCCCUCCUCUCCUUCUUCCUCCUCCUCUCUCUGCAGUGCCCUGGCUGAUGUAGCGGUAGGGAAGAAAGUAGUCCAUAUCCCAUACAGAGACUCUGUCCUCACCAAGCUGCUGCAGUCUGCCCUGGGGGGGAACAGCCGUACUGUCAUGGUAACCCUUUGUCUAAUCUCUUAGAAAAAAAGGUGCUAUCUAGAACCUAAACGGGUUCUUCAGCUGUCCCCAUAGGAUAGCCCUUUGGAGAACCCUUAUUGGUUCCAAGUAGAACCCUUUUGGUUACAGGUUAAACCCCUUUUGGGUUCUACCUGGAAUCAAAAAGGGUUCUCCUAUGGGGACAGUCGAAGAACCCAUUUGGAACCCUUUUUUUCUAAGAGUGUACCAUGCACCUCUAAUAAAAUAUAAAGAUUUGAUUCAUAUCAUAUGAUUAGCUUUUUUUUUUAUCCCACAGUUUUGGCAAAAAUGUGGUAAUAUUAUGGUGGGUAAACUCACAAAAAGUGAGUUGGUCUUGAACUCUCUUACCAUUAGCCCUGCCUGUCAUAACUAAAUCCCAGAAUGCUCAGAUUGCAGCUCUGAGUCCGGCUGAUAUCUGCUAUGAAGAGUCUAUCUCAACCCUGCGCUAUGCUGAAAGGUACAGUAGGCCCAGCAUUCCUUCUUUGUUAGAAGCUGUCCAACUUUGGUUAUCUGAUGAUUCAAUAUACUUUAUGUGUCUCUCCCUCACCUCUCUCCCACAUCCACAUCUCGCUCACCUCCCACUCACCCCCUCUCCCCCUUACUACCCACGUAACCCACCGCUUUCUACUCCUCUGGCCCCCCCCCCCCCCCCCCCCUCCAGGGCGAAGCGUAUCCAGAACCGUGCGGUGGUGAACGAGAGUCCCACGGAGCGCCUGGUGAAGGAGCUGAAGGCGGAGAACGCCAGGUUGCUGCAGAGACUCAGCCGUCUGGGACAGGAGGGACGCAGGGCAGAGGACGAAACCAGUAGGCUGGAGAUGGAGAUAGGGGGGAGAGAUGUCGAGGGCAGCAUAGUAGGGACUUGGAGGGAUAGCAGGAGGAGUGAGGGUAGAGGGAAGAGAAAGUGGGCAACAAUGUUAGUAUACUAAUAUGUAGCUGUAUUUAUGUUGCUGUUGCUGUGUCCAGAGGAACUGCGUCGGCUGUUGACCCAUAACGAGCUGCAGAUCAGAGCCAUCCAGACACUCUGGGAACAACAUCUACAGGAGGCCUUGAAGGACUGGGAGCAGCAGUACGCUACUAUCACACAGGUACGCACGCACGCACGCACGCACGCCCCUCAUAUCUCCCCCUUCCUCACUCCUCCUCUCUCUCUCUCUCUCUCUCUCCUCUCUCUCUCUCCUCUCUCUCUCUCUCUCUCUCUCUCUCUCUCUCUCUCUCUCUCUCUCUCUCUCAGGAGCGGAGGAUGAUGCAGAUGCAUCCGUACAUCCUGAACAUCAACGAGGAUACUCAGCUGUCAGGGGUGGUCAAGCUCUUCAUCCAGGAGGGUGAGUGUCUCCUCUGCCCCAGACUACAGCUCUACGAUCAAAUUACCAUACACACACUCAAUCAAGACCUUGGGAAUUGUGUGUAUAUGUGUGUUUUAUAGGUGAGUGGGAUAUAGGGCUCUCUGACUCUUCACCCAGGUCUAUCUCAGUCAGGGGCCUAGGGUGAGUAUGACACAAAAAAAUAGGAUUUUGAAAAUGUGCAAAUUGGCUUUGAAUUCAUCACACUUUUUUUAAAUCAAGUACAAAACCUGAAUAAAUGCAGACUGCGUUUCAGACAGGUGCUGCUUUGUUUGUUUCAUUUAUGACAUCAAUAAAGGGGGCAUUCUGGAAUUGGUACAUACAUUUUAUAAAUAGUUUUAAAAAAAGAAAAUAAAGAAGGUCUCUAAUAAAUCUUUUCACCACCUCAGGAUCCAGGAGCGUCAUGCUGUGUUCAUUAACGUCCAGCGAAGGGUGUACCUGACCCCACUGGCCGGGUCAAAGGUCAUUGUCAACGGAACACCCAUCUCCCAGAAGACCGAGCUGCAGCACCUGGUGCGUCUCCAUGGAAACAAACUAUUGCGGCCAUUUUGAAACAGGCCCCUCUAUGGAACUAUAGGACAGUCGCUUUAUUCCAGCGUAGUUCAGAUAGAAGUCGCAACAUGGUCAAAACUGAUGAGCAAGAACAUGAGCAUGAGUUCUUCAUAUGGGCUUAAGGUCAGUGAUAAGGGUUAGGGGUAAGGGUAAAGGUUAGGGGUUAAAAUAACAUUAAUGGCUAAUAAUAAUCACCAUAGUUAGUCUCCCAUCCUCUCUAGCAUGACCAGAUUGUGAUGACCCCCACUGCCCCUAUCCUAUGCACUAUGCCCUCGGAAGUGGACAAUGGUUUUAGUCCUUGACUCCUACCCUCAUAUCAACCCGUCCUCUGCCCCCUCGCCUCUAGGACCGACUCAUCCUGGGUUCUAACAGCACCUACCUGUUCAUUGGCUACCCGUCUGAGAGGGGCGGGGACGACUGGAGUCGCUACGACUACGACUACUUCCAGUCUGAACUGGCAGCCGCUGAGGGCAUUCACCUCCACUCACUGUGUGAGGAGCAGACACAGGGUAGGAGAGAUGAAGAUGGAGGGAGGGAGAGAGAGAGAGAGGAUGAGAGAGACAGAGUGAGAGAGAGAGAAAGAGAGAGAGGGAGGGAGUGUGUGUGUGGGUGUGCAUGUAUGUGACACAGGUAAAAAGAGAGAGAAUCCGUUUUAGAGAGCAAAAGCGUGUGUAAGAGAGUGGCAGAGAGAUACGGGGGGAGAAGUAUCAGUCUCCUAGAGAGAGAGCUACUGUGUGCGAGAGGGAAAGAGACUACCUACAGGUAUUAGUGUGGGGUGGCAGGUAGCUUAGUGGUUAAGAGCGUUGUGCCAGUAACCGAAAGGUCGCUGGUUCUAAUCCCCGAGCCGACUAGGUGAAAAAUCUGUCGAUGUGCCCUUGAGCAAGGCACUUAACCCUAAUUGCUCCUGUAAGUCGCUCUGGAUAAGAGCGUCUGCUAAAUGACUAAAAUGUAAAUGUAAAAAUGUAGUGUCUCACACAGAGAAGUUGAUGAGGUGUGUAUCUCCUCUGUCUCCCCCUGUAGGUGACUCCAGUGCAGUCCCCAGUCAGACUGACCCUAGUCUCCUGGCUGUGUUCUAUGACUACAUCAAACUGAUGCCCAUGGUGGCUGAGGCCAACCAGAUGAGCCAGGAGCUACACAAGGUAUCCCUUUAAAGGGAUACUUCAGGAUUUGGGCAAUGAAGCCCUUCAUCUACUUCUUCAGAGUCAGAUGAACUUGUGGAUACCAUUUUUAUAUCUCUGCAUGCAGUUUGAAGGAAGUUGCUAACUAGCGUUAGCGCACUUGCUAACUAGCGCAGUUACCAAGUCUAUGGUAACUGCUAAGCAUGCUAGUAAAUACCAAAGACUUCCAGUCAUUGUGCUAACGCUAGUUAGUAUUGGCUCGUGAAACUACCUCUAACUUCCUUCAUACUGGAUGCAGAGACAUAAAAAUGGUAUCCGUGAGUUCAUCUGACUCUGGGGAAGUAGAUAAAGGGAAUCUUGAAGUAUCACUUUAAUCUUGAUGGGUUUAACCUACAUUCUGUUUUAGAUUUCCCCAUCAGGCAUGAUUUACAUGUUAAUGCGGCAAUUUCAUCCUGAGAUUUACAUCAUUAGAUCAUAACCUCCCCUAAAAGCAUAAUGAUCAUUACGUCCCCAUCAUUCUCAACAUCCCUAAAACCAAAGUACCUUGUGUUUGUGAGAAAAAUGACAUUUAAUGGUAUUUUGACUACAUUUCUAAGUUUCUUAGUGUUAUGCCCUGGAUUUCAGUUUGUAUUGACUACUGGAUGUAAUCUGGGUAACGCUAAACCAUUACAUGAAUGAUGUCAUCUAAUUAUGUGUCCAGGGGGUGGAGUUUAAGCUGGAGAUUAAGAACCUGGCGUUAUCAGACUCUAAAGGUCAUGACUUGGAGAAGGACAUCACUGUCAGAGUGACAUCACUGGAAAACAAACAGGUGGGGAGACCACGCUGUCAAUCAUGCCUCCUGAAUAUUGUCAUACUAGAUGACUCUAAUAUCUCUACAUGGAACAUAACUUAACCCAUUUAGCUGUGAACACUAUCAAGCCCUAAAUUACUGCAAGAUCCACUUGUGGUUUUCUUCCAAAGCCAUAUUUGAUUAUAAUCUGUGAAUAUAGUGUAUGUAGGAUACAGUGCCUUCGGAAAGUAUUCAGACCCCUUGACUUUUUCCACAUUAUGUUAUGUUACAGCCUUAUUCUAAAAUGGAUUAAAUUGUAUUUUUUUCCUCAUCAAUCUACACACAAUACCCCAUAGUGAUAAAGCCAAAACAGGUUUUUAGAAAUGUUUGCAAAUUUAUAAUUUUUUAAAAACUGAAAUAUCACAUUUCCAUAAGUAUUCAGACCCUUUACUCAGUACUUUGUUGAUGCACCUUUGGCAGCAAUUACAGCCUCGAGUCUUCUUGGGUAUGAUUCUACAAGCUUGGCAUACCUGUAUUUGGGGAGUUUCUCCCAUUCUUCUCUGCAGAUCCUCUCAAGCUAUGUCAGGUUGGAUGGGGAGCGUUGCUGCACAGCUAUUUUCAGGUCUCACCAGAGAUGUUCGAUCGGGUUCAAGUCCGGGCACUGGCUGGCCCACUCAAGGACAUUCAGAGACUUGUCCCGAAGCCACUCCUGCAUUGUCUUGGCUGUGUGCUUAGGGUCGUUGUCCUGUUGGAAGGUGAACCUUCACCCCAGUCUGAGGUCCUGAGCACUCUGGAGCAAAAAUUGUUAAUCAAGCAAUUUUAGAAUAAGGCUGCAAUGUAACAAAAUGUGGAAAAGGGGAAGAGGUCUGAAUACUUUCCGAAUGCACUGUAUGUAUAUCUUCAUACUGCUGAGUUCAGUGUCAGGUGUGUGUGUAACUCAGGUGAGUGUGUUGUCCUCUCCCCACAGGUGUGGCUCUGGUCCAAGGCCAAGUUUGUGAACCGUAAGUUCCUGAUGGAGGAGCUGUAUCAGCAGCACCAUAUGGAGCAGAAGAGAGAGGGGGCGGCCAGGGCGCCCAUGCCCAGAGACAGAGACCCUUUUUGGGAUCCGCUGGAGCCCCUGCUCCUGGGCAGCGCCCACCUCUGGCUGCAGUCUCUGGCUUUCCGUAUUGCACUGGAGGAACAGCUGGAGGUACUGUGCUGCUGGGUUGACUGUGUGUGUGUGUGUGUGUGUGUGUGUGUGUGUGUGUGUGUGUGUGUGUGUGUGUUGUUCUAUCUCAUCCUUCUCUGUGUUUCCAGGUAUUGGGGUCAGAGGGCACUGAGGAGGCUAUACUGCAGGCCCAGCUUCUCCCAUGCAGCCCCACAGGACUGUGGGUAACAUUACAUUACAGAAGAAUGGGAGGCAGACACUUUACCGGGUUGUGUUCAGUACGGACGGAGAAAACGUUUUGAAACUGAACUUGUCCAAUUAGAACACAGAUCUUCAUUUUUAUUUUGCUACGGUGUGCCCUCCUGAACACAACCCAGAUUUAAAUAAUUGCAGUUUAAAAUAACAUGAAGAAGAACAUGAAUGGUUGGCUAUUUGAAUCAGGGGUGUUAGAUACUUUAUGUAGCCAGUGGCCAUAUGUAUCAAACGUCUCAGAGUGCUGAUCCAGGAUCAGGUCCCUGUCCAUGUAAUGUUAUUCAUUGUGAUCUAAAAGGCAAAACUGAUCCUAAAACAGCACUCUGAGAGGUUUGAUACAUACGGCCCCUGGCCCUCCUGUGUCCAGGACUCUGGGGGAGGAUGACAUCCUGAUCGACCCCUCUGAGCUACUGGGGAGACGGCUGGACUUCCAGCUGGUCCUGGAUCAGUGCUGUGGCCUGCGCUGGGUCAAACAGGCCAGGAACAGGGGAGUUCAGAUAGGGUGAGUGGGCUAAAGGUGUGGGCUAGAGGUUUGGGGGUAGUAUUUGUUCUUUAGUAUUUAUAAGUAUUGGUUCUUAAUUGACUUGCCUAGAUAAAUGAAGGUUAAAUGAAAAUUAAAUGAAUUAAGUAGUAAAGGAGACCAGUGAGUGGGGUGAUCAGGGUGGAGGGCUGCAGAUCAGGUGAGGAGUACAUUGGCCUAUACGGCUGGAGCCUCCCACCCCCACCCCACGAUCUGAAGUUCACAGACCUGCCCUCCUCUAAUGCCAUUAUGACCAACCAAUCAAAACGUCUCCAGCCAGUGUUCUGCUCACUCUAUCUCUAUGGGGCUGACUGACGUCACGUUUCCCCUGCCAGGUUCAGGAUGUUCGACAGUGCCCAGCCCCUCUACACUCCGGCCGUGUGGCACAAUGUCAACCCCCUGCUGGACCAGCGGGUCCACUUCACCUCUCUGCACACCUCCCAGGGCCUGCUGGAACACCUGCAGACCAGCGCCCUGGUGCUGGAGCUCUGGGGCCUACAGGGUAAGUAAGCGUGGGACUCGCCUACAAACCUGUGCCCAGGAUAGUAACGGUAAACCUGGGACUUGCUUACAAACCUGGGCCCAGUAAGGGUAAGCCUGGGACUCGCCUACAAACCUGGGCCCAGGAUAGUAAGGGUAAGCCUGGGACUUGCCUGCUUGGAACUCGUACUGUAUUCAUACUGUAUGCAUGUGUAAAGGAUGUCAUGCUGCUUGCUUAGCGAGUACCCCUUCCUCCUGAUUCGGCUCAUACCGAGGAUUGAACGCAGGACCUCUGCCUCGCAAUUACACUUGACUGCCCUCCUGAAGCGUCUUACCCAGUCACGCCACCGAAAAGCUAGCUAUUCCGCAGCGCAAGUGGAGAUACUUCAGGCUGAGGAGUGAGUUUCACAGAUCCCCAUCUGCUACACAUGCAUGUACACCGGGGUAACGCUUGAUACUUUCCUGUCCAGAGGGAUGUAGAGACCUGGUGUCAUCUUUGGAGGGAGUGAGGAUGACUCCAGAGGGAUGCUUCAUCAUCGACCAGGCUGGACCACCUGACACAGCUACUGUGAGUCUACAUCAGACAUCUGUACUAGACUCAGAGAUUUAGAAUUUGUCAUAUUUGUAGGACAGGCUUAUAGAUUUACAUGAGACCUCAAAGGGUUAAAUAGUAUGUGCAUCCACUAUAAUGUGUGUGUGUGUGUUGCAGACCGUGGACCCUGGCUCAGAGCUGAGCUGCUCUCUGAGGGCCCUACAGCAGGAUGUGGAGGAACUGAGGAACACUAACGCUGCACUGAAGACAGAGAACAACACACUGAGGGAUCAGCUCAAUACAGCUAGGACCGGUCAGACAGACACACACACACACGCGCAAGCAAGCACACACACACUAAACAACUGAACUGUCAAGUUCUCUCUCUCACUCUCUCACAAACAAACACACACACACACACCACUCACUCUCUCCCCUCCUCUGUGUAGGAGCAGAGUGUGGUCGUGGUCGGUCAGAGAGGCAAGGCAGCAGUCUGAGGCCCAGCUGUGAUGCAGAGUUCGCCCGCGCCCUGAAGGUCUUCUACCACAGCAUGACCUCUGUCAGGGUUCAACUGCAGCGCCUGCGCAGGCACAGGCCUAGUGUAUGUAUCAAUCAAUCAAUCAAUCUACCUGCCUACUUAUUGACUGACUGAUCUAAGGUUUGUGUGUGUGUGUGUAUGUGUGUGUUUCUGUGUGUGUGUGUGUGUGUGUGUUCCAGGAGGAGUCAGAUCUCUUGGGUCUCAGGCUGUUUGUGGAUGAGCAGGGUGGUCUGCUGCGUGAUUUCUCAGAGCUGCUGGAGCAGAGUGUCUCCUCUCUCAAACAGGAUGUGGCAGCCAUUGUACGACGCAAACGGGAACGCUCAGGAAUCUGGUCCUGA